Molecule: messenger RNA, 2094 nt
Organism: Drosophila eugracilis
Lineage: Eukaryota; Metazoa; Arthropoda; Insecta; Diptera; Drosophilidae
Product: organic cation transporter protein
Exons: 4
Coding region: 1-2094 (697 amino acids)
Biological process (GO): transmembrane transport
Cellular component (GO): membrane
Molecular function (GO): transmembrane transporter activity
Source: RefSeq, a predicted model, not a curated record
AUGGAAAAUGAUGAAAAUCGAAAUGGAUCAAUUAAAGGUGACGGCAGGCCUAAUAGAAAAAAACAAAAGGAUCAGGGUCAACAGUCGGAUCCCAAGAAGCCAGCUAUUCACAAUGAGCCGGAGAAAGUGGACAUAGGGAUUCAGGCUGGUGAUUCGCUUGAAAAGUUUAAAGUGCAAUAUAUUGAGCCGAGCGAUGAUAAUAGUUCUUUUUAUUUGGAAAAGAGAGAAAGAUCGGAAAGCUCAUUACCACGACGAGCAUGGGAGACGGACGACUAUAUGGAUUUCGAUGAUCUACUGCCGUUGAUCGGCCAGUUUGGUGUGUUUCAGAUUAUGAUGUUCCUAUUCAUGAUUCCCUUCUGCUUCAUCACGGCCUUUGUGUAUCUGGGACAGAUAUUCAUGUGCCUGACUCCUCCUAAUUAUUACUGUUUUGUACCGGAACUUUCAACCACAGGGAGUACAGAGCUGCGUAAGCAGUUGUCCAUUCCAAAAGAGAAGGAUGGAUCUUGGAGUCGCUGCAGAAUGUACGACACCAAUUACACUAAGAUUCACUUUGCAUAUGACCAGAGUUCUUAUAUCAACACAUCCUUGCCAACGGUUCCUUGCCAGAAGGGAUAUGUCUUCGAACAGGAAACCAAUCCCUUUGAAUCGGCCACCAUGGAGUUUGGUUGGUUGUGCGAGGAUGACAAGUACGCCACCUAUGCUCAGGUCAUCUUUUUUUUGGGCUCAAUUCUGGGAGGUAUGGGCUAUGGCCACUUUGCGGAUCACUGCGGUCGGGUGGCAGCACUGGUCAGCAGCUGCUUCCUUGCCUUGCUCGGCAGUCUGGCCACCUCAAUGUCAUCAAACUUUUUCACUUUUGCAAUAUCGAGAUUCAUUGUUGGAGCCUCCUAUGACACCUGCUUUACAAUGGUAUAUAUCUUGGUUCUUGAGUAUGUUGGUCCCAAGUACCGCACUCUGGUGGCCAACUUAUCCCUGGCAAUGUUCUAUUCCCCCUUCACCAUGCUGAUGCCGUGGAUAGCUCUUGCGUCGGGAAACUGGCGGAGAUUUUCCUCAUAUGCAGCCUUACCCAUUGGACUAGCUCUAUUUUCCUUCUGUUUGCUGCCCGAGUCUGCACGCUGGUUGGUGUCUGUGGGUAACAUCGAAAAGGCAAUGGAGAUAUUAAAGAAAGUGAUUCGGGUAAAUAAGAAGAAAGUUUCUCAGGAAAUAAUAGAUCUUUUUGAAAAGAGUUGCAAUCAGUUCUACAAAGAGGAGCUUUACGGUCGUGAUUUUACCGUGUUUUCAAUAUUUAAACGGAAGCGCAUGGCCCGUUAUAUGAUCCUGCUGAUUCUCAUCUGGAUGUCGAUAUCUUUGGUGUAUGAUGGACAUGUGCGGGCGGCCAGUGUCCUGGACACGGGCAAUAUCUUUAUAUUCUUCACCAUAGCUUGUGCAACAGAGCUGCCGGGUAAUAUCCUGGUUAUCCUCACUCUGGAUCGUUGUGGACGUCGCUGGUGCUCCUUUGCUUACACUUCGUUGAGUGGAAUCUUUAGUCUAAUUGGUGCUGGCCUCAAGAGUCCGUCAUCUAUGAGGAUGUCAGCGCUAGCUGGAAGAUUCUUUGCCAAUAUCUGUUACAAUAUUGGCCUGCAGUGGGCCGCUGAGAUACUGCCCACAGUGGUAAGGGCUCAAGGGGUGGCGUUCAUACACACGAUGGGCUUUGUGGCGAUGCUGAUGUCACCACCAGUGGUGUAUCUUUCCCAAGUCUCCUUUUCCCUCAUGCUAGUUGUUCUGGGAUGCCUUGGACUCUUGGGUGGACUGCUGGCCCUCUUCUUACCGGAAACCCUAAAUCACGAUCUUCCGCAAACUCUCGAUGAUGGAGCUGAGUUCGGAAGAAAUCAGAGGAUGUGGCAUAUGCCCUGCUGCGGUCCAGGAUCAAGAAAAUCCCAUCCCAGGCACGAGUGGCAUCAGGGCUCCAGCUUAAGGACCUUAUCGAAGGAGGAGUUUCGCUCUAGCAGAAUGUUUCGGAAAACGAAAAAUAAGCCCCGGAACGAAAGUCCAUCAUCGAGUAAAAAUAUUAGCAACGACGAAAGAGAAAUACAAACUUAUAAAUAUGGAAGCGGAUGA